AUGUUGGAGAAUGACAUGGUUGCUACACCCAUUGGGCCAAUGUGUGCACACAAGUUCCCGAACAAGAUUGGACCUAGAAUUAUCUUCCUCCCUGACACGAAACAAGUCCUUAAGGUCGGCUAUGGCAUAAAAAGCUUAGAAGCAGAAGCGAUGCGCCUUUUGGCUUCACGAACGUCCGUACCUGUCCCUAGAGUCGAUCGUGUUGGCCAAAGAGGAGACUCUGGGUACAUAUUGAUGUCGCAGGUAGAGGGACAGCCCUUGGCAGAGGUAUGGACAUCUCUGCCACCAGAUACCCAGGCUUCCAUAAUUCAACACCUGCGAGGCUACAUCCACGAGUGGAGAACUCUUCAAGAAGAUUAUUACGGUGCGCUGGGUCACCAACCCUGCCAAGAUAUCUUCUUCAAGCACUUUCCAAUGCGUAAUGGACCUAAGAUCGAUUAUGGUCCGUACAGAACUCGGAGUGAGUACAACGCCGGGCUUAAGGACGCCUUGCAAAUGUCAAGACCGCCUGGGGUCUCCGACCAAAGAGAUGAUGCUUUGAUACACAAGAUCGAAAGCCUCAACGAGCCCACGAUUGUUUUUACGCAUGGUGACCUUCACCGUGAUAAUAUUCUAGUAAAGGAUGGAAAGAUUUCUGGUAUUCUCGAUUGGGGUUCGUCAGGGUACAGCAUCAAGGACAGGGAAUAUUACGAAGCACGGUCAAGAGCAAGAAAUCAGGAAUGGAAAGCAGCUCUUGAUUUAGUAUUUAGUGGGGAAAUCGACAUGGCCGCGUAUUUAAUUUUGGAGCAACUUGACAAGGAGCUUGUAGUAUACAGCGGAUCUUGA
Molecule: messenger RNA, 825 nt
Organism: Bipolaris zeicola 26-R-13
Lineage: Eukaryota; Fungi; Ascomycota; Dothideomycetes; Pleosporales; Pleosporaceae
Exons: 2
Coding region: 1-825 (274 amino acids)
Source: RefSeq, a predicted model, not a curated record